GCAAAUACAAAGAAGAAGACGACGACUAUGGGCCGUUUGUGGUCGAGGCAGUUGUGCUGGCCUCUAGAAGAGGACACCUGGAGGCGGUGAGGUAUUUGCACGAUAAAGUUUUUUAUUACAGUGACAGAUUCGAAACUUGGUGGAGAAUUCUCGAGGCGGCGGCAGCGCGGGGACACGCUGAGGUGGUGAAGUACGCGGUUGACUCGCUAUGUAGCUUUGGUGAAGGCGCGUACGAGGAAUACACACCAGAUCGAUCGUGGGACAAUUGCCGCGCUCUCGCUCUCGCGAUUUCUGGUGGACAUGUGGAGGUUGUGGACGCUUUGCUCCAUGGCAGCGCUCCCUGUUGGGUCUGGGAUAUUAACGGCGCGUUCGAGCAAGCCCUGAAGGAGGGUCAUGAAGACAUUGCGUGGAGUAUUUACGAGACGUUCCGUGAUAGGCUUUCAAGGUAUGGGGACGUCGAUCUGAUUGUCCAAAUGGUACGCGACGGUCACACCCACGCCGUCAAGAGCUUGUGCAAAACUGACUUUGGGAUCGAACUAAUCGGAGACGCGCUCAUCGCAGCAGUGCAAGCGGCUAAACCUAAGAUUGUGGAGUUUCUGCUUGGUACUGGACGUGUUCCGCCUGAUACGAUCGACUGGGCUUUCGAGGAAGCAGCUCGUUAUGGGUCCAUUGAUGCUGUGAAGUUGCUAUACAGCCAUCGGCGGAUUUCCCAGCAGGCAAUUAGCAAGGCGUUCGAGUUUGUGGGCAGUCUCGUAGUGCCCACAGCGUCGCCAAGAUCUGAAGACGACCCUCCCGACAUGUCCACAGAAGACCGAGUUGAGAUUAUCAAGCUUCUUUGCGACACGGGGUGCAUCCCGUCCGAGUUGAUCAGCAAGGCGUUCGUCCGCGCGGCCAGGAAGGGAUACACAAACGUUAUGGAGGCUCUACACGACGAUGAAUGUGUCGACUCGAUGGCGACCGCCAAGGCUUUUAUUUGUGCGUGCUAUCAUGGGCAUACAGCUAUCGUCAAAGUUCUG
This is a messenger RNA of Phytophthora sojae, 1016 nucleotides long. RefSeq lists its product as hypothetical. Lineage: Eukaryota; Oomycota; Peronosporomycetes; Peronosporales; Peronosporaceae. The record is from RefSeq and is a predicted model, not a curated record. The transcript is spliced from 2 exons. The annotation marks the transcript as partial.